AUGAGUGCAGGAUGCUGCUCGUUACGAGUAGCUGGUGCCUACACGGGGGCUCCCUUUCUCCCUCUCCCCCUCCCCGCUUCCCUCCCUCGGCUGCUCUUUCUCAUCCUCCCAUUUCCUCCCUCUGCUCUCCUUUCACGCCCCCACGCCCCCUCUCACGUCACUCACAUAUCUCCCCCUUCCCUCUCCUUGAUCUGCCAGCUGGCAGCGCAGCGACGUGGCGUCGCGCUAUUGGACGACCCCUCCACUGCUCUGCCCGCCCUCGUUGCCGGUUUUCCAGAAUUUCUGGCAUGGGAAGAGCAACCCGAUGCUUCUGGCAAUGUGGAUGGGGAGGAUGGUUUGGAGGCAGACGGAGGGAAGGUCGAGGAGGGAGAAGGGUUCCUGGUUAAGGAAAGGCAGGAGCAAGAGACGGGAGAUCUAGCAAGCGGGGGGGAUGUGAGGAGUGAGAAGGUACGAGAGGAUGUGGAUGGAGGGGGGGUGGCUGAGGAGGUGGAGGCGGAGGAGGAGGAAGGAGAGGGCAGCAGCAGUACCACCAGGACCAGCAGCGGCACCCGCAGCAGCAGCACCACCAGCACCACCAGCGCCACCACCAGCAGCAAGACAGGCGAGAAGAAGCAGCAGAAGCAGAAGCACGCGCACAAAAACGAGGAGGAGGAACAGCAGCAGCAGGAGUUCCAUCAUCUCGAGCACCUACCGCCAGUGCUGCGCUUCCUCGCCCUGCACUGGGGCGUCAACCGCCCCACUCUGCGCCGCCUCCUCCUCUGCCACCCCGCCCUCGCCCUCCACGUGCCCCCUCGCCCCUCCUCCUCUCGCCCUUCAUCCUCUCGCUCUUCCUCCCCUCGCCCCUCGUCCCAUGCUGCUGUCAGUCGGACAGGAAAGGGCAGGGGAAAGAAGGAGAUGAAGGGGGCAGCUGCUCUGGAACCCGAAUUAGACUUAGAGUCGGCAGCAUCUUCUGACUCCGAGUCAGAAACAAAAGUCGAAUCAGCGUUGGAGAUAGAGUUGGCAUCAAGGACAGAGUGGGAGGCGGAGAUGGAGGCACAUAUGCUGGCAUGCAAGCGGCAACUCAAGCAGGUUUGCCUCCCCUCUGUCCCACUGCUCGCUCGCAUCCACAACCCCACUUGCAUUGCUUUUGAGUCCUCCUGCCUCUCCUCUAUUGUUUCUCCAGUGUCCUCUGUUUCGUCACCCUUGCUGGGAGUGCGAGUGCGGGACCUGCCUCUCAUCAUCAAUCGCUUCCCCCCAGUGCUCUCCCCGUCGGUUUUCCUAAACGCACCCAUUGUCGCCGAGGCCAUCACCAACACUCUCAAGGUGCCCAUCAGCAAGGUAGACCCGAUGCUCACGCGCUGCCCCGAGCUGCUCUCGCUCUCUCCGGCCAACAGCAUCGCGCCAGCUGGCGUGUUCCUACAGGGCGUGGGGCUGACGCGCGGGGAGAUGGUGCGCGUGCUCUCUGCCAGCCCCUCGCUGCUGUGCCGCCCCAGGCACCAACUGGGGGAGUCUCUGGAUUGGCUACAAGAGAACCUCUCCAUUCCUUCCCACGAGCUGGCCCACCUCAUCUUCCGCUGCCCCGGUCUGCUCUGCCUCUCACCCGUGGUGCUGCGUGGCAAGGCGGCGUUCCUCAAGGGGGAGGUGGGAGUGACGGCAGCAGAGGAGGUGGCGCGUGUGGUGUGCCGCUUCCCUGAAAUGCUCACCAUGAGUGUUACAAGCAUGAGGAACAGGAUCUCCUACCUCUACUCCCGAGGCUUCUCCCGUGCUGACGUGGCAGGCAUGGUGGUUCGGUACCCACCGCUCCUGGGCUACAGCGUUGCCGCGGUGCUUCGGCCGAAGCUGGACUUCUGGCUCGAGGAGGAGGAAAAAGGGGUGCUCGGACUCAACUUCAUGCUCGUCCCCCUGCGCGCCCCCCAGACCCCUGCUGCUAGUGCGGGUGCUCUGACUAGUGAUAAUGGCAGUGGUGGUGGUGGUGGUGGUGGUAGUGGCAGUGGUGUUGGUGGUAGCACCAGUGGUGGUGGUGAAACUCCUGCUGCUGCUGCUGGUGCUGCUGCUGCUGCCUUGCCAGCUGCAGAUAGUGGUGAUAAAGGUUCAAGGCGCUUUCAAGGAGCUGUUGCCGCCCGUCCAGAUUCGCGCUUAAGGUUUUCCGAACAAGCAGAUAUUUUGGGGAGAGAGACGUCCUCUGGUGGUGCUUCCCUUGCCUCUGCUGCUGCCAGGUCAGCAGAACCUACUGCCAGGUCAGAGGUGAUAUUGGAUAGGAAGGGGAGGAGGAAUGGAAAUGGAGACAAGAGUGAAACUUCUGGUUCGAGAGGGGAAGAUGAAUGGAAGGAUCUUGAGGAGUUGAUUGAGAAAGAGGAAGAAGAGGAGCUUGGGAGUAGGAGCGGCAGGAAAGGGAGAAAAGCUGGCACCGCCGGCGCACCCGCCGUCUUCGGAGACGGCGCAUUUGGCGCUGUCCCCUGCUGGUCGGCAGAACCAGGAAACUCCGCGCGAUCUCCGGCGCGAUCCCCGGCGUGGAUGACGGCCGGUCGAGGAUCCGCGAGCAGCAGCGGCAGCAGCGACGAGGAGAGGGAGGAGACGAGAUACGGCGGAGGGUUAGGGGGAAACUUCUAUUCGCCUCCUAGCGCGCGCGCGGAAACGGGUAGCGCGGGGAAGGACAGGCGGAAAAGCUUGGGGAGCGGCGGAAAGAAGCCGCGGAAAGCGUCGUUCCACAUCAGCCUUAGCAGCAGCGACUCUAGCGGCUCAGACGGGGAGGGGGACGGGGGGAAUGGGGAACGAGUCGGCGGAGAUGGGGGGAAGCGGAGGGGGAGUUUCGGCGGAAGGGGGAGUGCGCUAGACGCGGAGAGGCCAGUGGCGCGGCCUGUGAGGCGGGCGGAGGCGGAACUGGGGGAGGUGGAGCGGAAAGUAGCUGCUGAGGUGGAGGAGGAGGAGCACGAGCAGAAAUCAGAGGCUGGGGAGUCGCAGCUUCGGAGAGAGGCAGCAGCGGCAGAGGCUCGGCGCCGAGCCGAGAUCGAAGCUGAGCUUCGGGCAAAGCAGCAGAGGGAGAUGGAGGAGGAGAGGAGGAGGAGGGAAGAGGAGAGACGGCGGAAGGAAGAGGAGGAGAGGAGGAAGGAGGAGGAGCGGAAGAGGGAGGUGGAGAGGCAGCAGCAGGAGGUGGAGUCGAACAGAAGGUCAGCCCAGGCGGCAAAAGCAGCUGCUGAUGCAGCAGACGCGAGAGCAGCGGCAGAGGUGGGUUGGGUUGGGUUGGGUUGGGUUGGGUUGAGGUGCGGGACUCAAGAGCUGAGCCAAGGUAGCAGCAGGAGGAGGUGGAAGCAAGCAGGAGGGAAAACUGCUGCUGAUGCAGCGGAUGCAAGAGCAGCAGCAGAGAUGGGAAAUUUGAGGGCUGCAAUGUUGCAACAUCUCUGGGUUAGGAGUUCCAAAGUGCGAGUGGCUGAGGGGGCGGCAAAGGAGGCAGGGGCCAGGCUGGCACGGCUCAAGGCGAUGCGCGAUGAGAUCGCUCCCAUCAUGGCUGAUAACGCACGGAAGAAGGACCGCAAGACUGUGGAGCGGCGAAUCAUUCUGCUGGUUCAGCAAAUCUCCGCCUCGCACGACCAAAUCGCCAAGAAGUCUACUGAUCUCACGGCCCUCUUGCGGGACCCGUCUCUUCCCCAGACGUUCGUCGCAAUCACCUUCGCCUCCAAGAUUCUAUCCCAGUGCGAGUCCCAAGUUACCAAGUUACCGCCAUUCGCAUUCGCUCUCGCGCAAGUCAUCGUGAACGUGUCCACUCAGGCGCCCAUUGCCAUGGAAGCGUUGAUGGCAAGCCUGAACGAGACCUGCAUCUACACCGUUCCGCAGCACUGUGUCUUCUCCGAGGCCUCUUACCCCUCUGACGACGCCUAUUACCGCGAUUUGGGGUACAGGGAGGAAGAGGGGGAGGGUGGGAAGAAGCGAAUGGAGUCGACAGAUGCGUUUAUAGAGAGGAUGACAGGGUACAUCAUUCUCAUGGCUGCUAUAUGCCAGACCCUCCCACCACCUGGCACCGCAGUGCACCCCUUUGGCUUGUCCCAUGCAUGGCAGUGGUGUGCCCGCCUGCUGAACCACCUUCCAGCCAAUCGGGCAUCGGCCACCGCUUUGGAAGUAUUUCUCAAGAUUGCUGGUUACCGCAUGCACCUGACAUACCGCUCCCAGUUCCUGAAGCUGCUAGAUGUGGUGGGGAAUGAGUACCGGGGCAAGCUGCAGGCUUUAAACGAUGCUGACGUGGCGCCGGUGGUUAACCGAAUCGAGACGUAUGUUGGGGUGCAGAGGUAUCUGAGGCCACCUGAGGGGCUGGAGAUGCCGCUGCAUGAUAAAUCAUCACAACUCAGAGCAUAG
This is a messenger RNA of Closterium sp. Naga37s-1, 4326 nucleotides long. The record is from the annotation of a GenBank genome assembly. NCBI's taxonomy places the organism in Eukaryota, Viridiplantae, Streptophyta, Zygnematophyceae, Desmidiales, Closteriaceae.